AGACUCUUUCUCUGCCUAUUAUCUGAGUGACUCGGGGUUUUGGUGUCUGCCUCCGAGUGUGUGUGUGUGUGUGUGUGUGUUGGAGGGAGAAAAGAGAUAAAGAGAGAGAGAGUAAGGGAGGGAGAGGCAAGCAGCGUUUCUUCUCCCCCCUUUAGCCUCCCCGUCUCCCUGCUCCCUGUCACUCCAUCCUUCCUCCCCUCUCCUGGACCACCCUCCAGCCCUGCUUCGAGCCAGACCGAGACCCCCUACCACCCAGACCACCCCGGGACCCUUUGACUCUCCUCACUUCUCCGUCCCACCAACCAUAACCUCUGAGCAGGAAUCCUUCUCCUCUCCCCUCCUCCCCUGGAGUGCUGUCUGUCAACAACUCAACUGCACAAUAUCCGUUAAAUCCACUUCCACAAAAUUCAUUGGAUCUUAACAGGCUUCUGCUGGUCAGGCGCAGCAACGCGUAUCUACCACACGUCCAGUCUACCCAUUCUGCUGGAAGGCCGCCAGCCACAGGUCACAUGACCUGGAAGAAAAAACCUAGGAGACUUUUGGGAUCCCUCUUCGCAUGGGCUGGCUAUCAACCUGAAGGGAAGUCCAAAGGCUGAUGAACUGGUCUGCGUCUGUGUGAGACCACAUUACUCUGGUGUCCUAUAUGCCCUGGGAACACAACACCCAGCGCAAAUCUGGUGACUGGCUGGCUGGAAUACCACCCUACUCCUUCUCCUUCUGAGGACAUCCCAUUCCAGGACGGCGCUUUGGUCUCACUCCCCCCUCAAGCAUGGAGCCCACUAAAGUCCAGUCAGAGGGUGGCCUCAAUGUCACCCUUACCAUUCGCCUCCUCAUGCAUGGAAAAGAGGUUGGAAGUAUAAUUGGCAAGAAAGGGGAAACAGUAAAAAAGAUGCGAGAAGAGAGCGGAGCACGAAUCAAUAUUUCUGAGGGCAACUGUCCAGAGAGGAUUGUCACCAUCACUGGACCAACAGACACUAUCUUCAAGGCUUUUGCUAUGAUUGCCUACAAAUUUGAGGAGGACAUAAUCAAUUCCAUGAGCAACAGCCCAGCAACCAGCAAGCCCCCAGUCACCUUAAGGCUCGUAGUGCCAGCCAGCCAGUGUGGCUCCCUCAUAGGAAAAGGAGGCUCCAAAAUAAAAGAAAUGAGAGAGUCCACAGGGGCCCAGGUUCAGGUGGCAGGGGACAUGCUGCCCAACUCCACAGAACGUGCAGUGACAAUCUCUGGGACCCCAGAAGCCAUCAUCCAGUGUGUCAAACAAAUCUGUGUGGUCAUGCUGGAGUCUCCACCAAAAGGUGCCACCAUCCCUUAUCGCCCAAAGCCUGCCUCCAACCCGGUCAUUUUUUCUGGUGGCCAGGCCUACACAAUUCAGGGACAGUACGCCAUACCACACCCAGAUCAGUUGACCAAGCUCCACCAGUUGGCUAUGCAGCAAACCCCCUUUACCCCUCUCGGACAGACCACCCCUGCUUUCCCUGGUUUGGAUGCCAGUCCACCAGCCAGCACCCAUGAACUCACCAUUCCUAAUGAUCUAAUAGGCUGCAUUAUUGGACGUCAGGGAACCAAAAUAAAUGAGAUUCGACAGAUGUCUGGGGCGCAGAUCAAAAUUGCAAACGCCAUGGAGGGCUCGUCAGAGCGCCAGAUCACCAUCACAGGGACCCCUGCUAACAUCAGCCUGGCCCAGUAUCUCAUCAAUGCCAGGUUCAGGGACGUGGCUGCCAUGUGGAAUGACCCUUCAUCCAUGACUACAUCCUGAAAUCACCCCAAAUCUGGUUCUGUUUGCAGAACCUAACAUCAAAACCGCCGCUUCACAAUUAACCGCUAUGUGUUAUCCCAUGGAACUUCCCCUAGACUCCCUUGGUUUUGCAUACCACUCUAGCAUUAGCCUGUUGGAGACCUAUAGUAAAAGUCAGACUAACAACACUGGGAUUUGUUUUAAAUGGAUGUAGCCAAUGUAUCGUUAAAGGAAUAGUUUGACAUUUUGGCAACCUCACGUUGACAACAAGAUUCCAGGAAGUCACUGCUCGCGUCAAAGACAUAGUUUGGCACACAACCCCCCAUAAAACUGUAACUUGUCAUUUUUAUAUGAAUUAAAUAAAGAAGCUCUAAUAUGUUAAUUAGGAAGUUUUAAAGGUGCUAGUAGGCAGAUUUUGCUACCUUCAGACAGAGCCAGGCUAGCUGUUUCCCCCUGUUUCCAGUCUUUAUGCUAUGCUAAGCUAAGUUAACCAUCUCCUGGCAUUAACGUACAGACAUGAGAGUGGUAUUGAUCUUCUCAUCUUUUCCUCCAAUAAAGCGAGUUAGCGGAUUUGCCAAAAUGUCAAACUAUUCCUUUUAGUAUUUAUUUAGCAUGCCUCAUUCCAAGAAUAAUAUUGUGUUUAUUUUUGUCAUUACUAUAUUAGACAAAUUUGCCUAUUAAGUCCUAUUGUGUCAUUGUCUGGAAAGAGUAAAAUUAAAAAAAUGUAAAAUGAACAAAAAAGCAAAGAAAAAAGAACACAUGACUGCCACUUGAGCAAUGCCGUUGAAAGAAGAGUGAUGUGAUGCCUCUGUCAGGGAAUACAACAACUUCUACAUUUGACAUUUCACGACACCGCCAUUCUUUUCUGUCCACUGCAUGGCUUCAUGUGGGGGUUAGUAUUGCAUGGUUAUGUUACCAUAUUUUUCAGAAAAUAUUUUAUGUGAAAGGGAACAAUGAAAAUAUGGUAUCACAUCUGUGUAAGAAAAAAAAAACAAACAACAAAUUUGAGCACAAAGACAGCCAUUGCAGCAUAACUUUCACUUUCAAGCGAAAGUUCUUCUUUCACAGCUGUUUUAUUUUCUCUGACACCUCCCUCCCCCACCUCCCCUCCCCUGCUCCUCCUCCCCCGCUUUCCCUGAACUGUUCUAGGCUGACGUCUGAAGUCACUGGAAUGGGCACACUCUAAUUUCUACCCAUCUUCCCCCAGUGCAUCACAUGACCCUUGAGCAAAUGGCAUUGCACCUAGUUUAUUUAUUUCUCUGUAUUUGACUGUCCUGAUAUUUAAGUGACUUUAACUUUUAUAAUUUCUUGUAUUUACUGUAAACAUGUGUAUCUGCACUGUUAGAUUCCUCACACCUAUCUGGAAACCCUGUUGUUUCUGUUCCUGAAAGGUCGCUUUACUUUUUUGACACUCUAGUACCUUUCAUGGCAUCUCACGUUUUACCUCGUGUUUUAACGCGUCACUGUACUUUUAUGUUUUGCACUGCAGGCACCUGAAAGUAAAGUAAACUUAAAGAUUGAAGAACAAUUUAAACCAAGGUUGUCCCUCCUCCACCCUGCAUUCUAAUAUAUUGACACAUUUUUAUUCCAUAUUUAGAUUACUACAGUACCUGUCAAUGCAUUACUAAACACAAAGGUUCAAUAAGCAACUCUAAACCAGAUAUUUUAUUCCAGUCUAUUUUAAGCUGAUUUCAUGAUUGAUGAAAUCAAUGCUUUAUUGUGUGCCUGUAGACAUUUGUCUUAGUGUUGUAUGUACACUAUACAGUAGAUUGAUCAGCAUGACACACAAAACUUACUGCAUUUCCAAUUUAUUUGAAAAUCAAACAGGUAGAAAGGAAGACUGAGUGGCGAAAGGGAAUGGAACAAGCCGUGAACAGUCUUGUUUAUGAUCUGGAUGUGGCACUCUGACUCCAAUCUGAAAUGACCUCAUGGGUACAGGCCGAUAUAUAUCCACUGUAAUGUCUUCCCGAGUUUCAUGUGAGACGUGACAUAAAGGUUGGGUGGGGAAAUGAAAAUAAGCCACAGCGACGAAAUCCAAAUGCAUGCAACAAAUAAACCCCACUUUAAUCAUUUAUACUCCACAAACAUGUAAUCAUGUUAUUCGUGCUGCCAUCUCAUAGCAGCUAUGUAUAAGAGGCAUGGGCCAUAUAGAAAGGUCUGAGAACUGUCUAGCGUAUAUUUGCAGUCACAUGUAGCUCAUUUAAGCUUUUCAGUGUAUGUCAAAAGGGCUGAAAAGCUCCUGGGGAGCAAGACUCUGUUAGUCAAUCAUGUCUGUUUUUUAGCUCCUUCCUCACAGAUGCCUGUUACAGUUUGGUAGGCAACAAGCCAUUCCAGACACAAAUGUAAUGUGUUUCUGAUUAGCAUGUAUCAAACAUUGGAAACACAUUUUUUAAUAACCUAUGUAUCUACAAUGAACCAGUUGUUGGUUUCGCAGGUUAUGUCAGUCAAUCAAGCUACAUACAAGCCUUACAUAUACAUGUAUGUAUGACUCUGUGCAGUUGCUAUCUAACACAGUAUCUCCUCGGUUACGCCAGGUUGUAUAUCUGUUUCAGCUGUUAGCUUGUCUUACUUCCAAAUGCACAGACACCCAACCUGUGUACCUGUUCAACCUAAAGCUGAAUGAAUUUCAAAAUUGCUAACAUUUACAUAUAAACACCUUUAAUUAGUGCAGUAGAAUAUGAUGCAGAAUGAUGAAUAUAGUAAAGUAGAAAUGCUUAUUUAUCAAAACAAAUGAAAUUGUAUGUGGUCGGGCAGAUUGCUCUCAAGAUAAGUUCGGUUACAGAUGACCUAUUUAAAAUUGUAAUCAACAGUUUAUUACACUAGAUACAUACAAUGUUAUGUAAUCACAUUCUUUUCUAUUAUAUUAAAUAUGAAAUAUACACGUAAACCAAGACUUUCCUGAAAUUUCUGCAAACCUUUGAAAGAAUGGCCUACAUUUCAAAAUGUAGGCUGUAAGAUUUUAGGAAAAUCUAUCUGUCACUUCACAGUCAAACAUGCCACUCCAACACAUAAUAUGAUGUUUAUAUGAUGGCUGUGUUUUACUGAUUGCAGGUAGCUACUAAUUUUAAUCCACUUUACCUUAAUACAAUUACACAUUUUACUCCGAAACCUAGAUAUGCAUUACUCCAAUUCUAAUUAUAGAAAUGAUGUCUGGAGAAUAUUAUUUGCAUCAUUGCAGUUCAGGCUCAGGAACUUGGCUUUUGGUUAGAAGUGAUGAGUCAGUAAUGCAUUGUUGUUGUUGAAGCAAGGCUGUUUUACAUUAAUGCAUUUACGUUUCACUUUCACACAUGUGCAUUACGAAUGUAAAUCUGUACAUUAGCGCUCAUCUGGCUGCAUCCAGAUGUGUUUCUGAUGAACAAACAGGAAUAGCUGAUUGAGGGCUAACAGGGUUUUAAUGCAUAAUUUAAAAACUUUCCAUUCAUCUACAGAAUCCGAUCAUUAAAGUAAUUUAAUCUUCUGUAAAGUGCACAUUAAUGGGUGUGUCUGUAGGUUCAAGAUGUCUGCUGGUUGUGUGCAGGCAGGCGAACCGAGAUGCAGUCGUGAUACUUACAGUAUGGCCAAUCUGCAAACAUCUCAGUUGCCUUUUUGAUUGUCAUACAUCUAUUAUCCGUAAUCAUGGCAUGGCUCAUGUGCUCAUCAUUCUACAAAGUUGUGUACGUCAAACACCUCUUGUUUUGUUGCUUUUGCCACUUUACUGAUACAUUAACACUUUUUUUGUUAAUGUGCUAGAGCUGCAAAAAAUUAAAAGUUAGCACUGUAUGAUGCUGUUUGAGGAAAUGUGUCUGAUGUGUCAUGUUUAAGUUUGAUCAUUUGCUUCUUGAAGGUCUGUAUUGGAUUUAUUAUUUAUUGAGGUUGAUUCUGAAUGUUUUGUAAAAAGAAGAGAAUAAAGUUUAUGUUUUUCCCUUGA
Molecule: messenger RNA, 5639 nt
Organism: Siniperca chuatsi (mandarin fish)
Lineage: Eukaryota; Metazoa; Chordata; Actinopteri; Centrarchiformes; Sinipercidae
Product: poly(rC)-binding protein 3
Exons: 17
Coding region: 770-1753 (327 amino acids)
Biological process (GO): regulation of RNA metabolic process; regulation of gene expression
Cellular component (GO): nucleus; cytoplasm
Molecular function (GO): mRNA binding
Source: RefSeq, a predicted model, not a curated record